GGGCGGGCCUGCCCGCGGGCGGCCACCGAGCGCAUGCGCGCGCGUCUCCUCUCCAGUCGGCCGCCGCGCUCCGCCGAGCGGAGUAGAAUGAACUGUAACAAAACAAGCCGAGCCUUUGUAUCUGCUUAAAGGGGCCGCGGCCACUUCCCUCGCGUCCCCUCACCCCCGCCCCGCGCCGCCGCGUCUCCAGGGCUCCCGGCAACUAGCUUGGAAAGGGCUUCCCUCGCGCUGAGGAGCGACCGGCCGGCGCGGAGCAGGCGCGACGCGUGUGGAGAAAGCCGCCGAGCAGAGAGCGGGCCCGGGCGGCGCCGGAGUGGACUCUGGUCCCGGGAGCGCGAACGGCGCCGGAACGCGGACCCGGAGGCACCGGAAUGCAAACAAAGCUCGCGGGCGCCCGUGCAGGGCUCUCGGCGGAGCCCGGAAAGUUUGUUUUAUGAUGGCUUGAGAACGCGAGUGAGUCGGGCGAGGAGGAUCGAGUGGCUCGCUCCCGCGCUCGGAGAGAUGCUUGUCCCGUGAGCCCGCCGCGCCGGGGGCUCGUGCUGUGGGGGCACCUGUCUCUCGUUUUUAGCAGUUUUUAUUUUAUUUUAUUAUUUUUUCUUUUGAGGAGGGGCUGUAAACUCAUCAUGUCGAAAGUGAUCCAGAAGAAGAACCACUGGACUGGCCGCGUUCACGAGUGCAUCGUGAAGCGGGGACCCCAGGGCGAGCUGGGAGUGACGGUGCUGGGGGGCGCGGAGCACGGGGAGUUUCUGUAUGUGGGGGCGGUGGCGACAGGCGAGGUGGCGGGGCUCCCCGGCUGCGGCGAGGGCCCGAAGCUGGUGGAAGGUGAGCUGCUGUUGGAGGUGCAGGGGGUCCGGGUGUCCGGCUUGCCCCGCUAUGACGUGUUGGGAGUCAUCGACAGUUGCAAGGAGGCCGUCACCUUCAGAGCCGUCAGACAAGGAGGAAGGCUCAACAAGGACCUGCGACACUUUCUCAGCCAGCGGUUCCAGAAGGGGUCUCCGGAUCAUGAGCUCCAGCAGACCAUAAGGGACAACCUCUACCGCCAUGCCGUGCCUUGCACAACCCGGUCUCCCCGAGAAGGAGAAGUGCCUGGCGUGGAUUACAGCUUUCUGAGUGUGAAAGAGUUCCUGGACCUCGAGCAGAGCGGAACCCUGUUGGAGGUCGGCACCUAUGAAGGAAACUAUUAUGGGACACCCAAACCUCCCAGCCAGCCAGUCAGUGGGAAAGUGAUCACGACGGAUGCCUUGCACAGCCUUCAGUCUGGCUCCAAGCAGUCGACCCCUAAGCGAACAAAGUCCUACAAUGAUAUGCAAAAUGCUGGAAUAGUCCACACGGAGAAUGAGGAGGAGGAUGAUAUUCCUGAAAUGAACAGUAGCUUUACAGCCGAUUCUGGAGACCAGGACGAACACACUCUCCAAGAAGCAACGCUCCCGCCUGUGAAUAGUAGCAUCCUCGCUGCUCCCAUCACGGACCCUUCUCAGAAGUUCCCUCAGUACCUACCUCUUUCUGCAGAGGAUAAUUUAGGUCCUCUACCUGAAAACUGGGAGAUGGCCUAUACCGAAAAUGGAGAAGUCUAUUUUAUAGACCAUAACACAAAGACAACAUCAUGGUUAGACCCUCGGUGCCUGAACAAGCAGCAGAAGCCUCUGGAAGAAUGUGAAGAUGAUGAAGAAGGGGUACACACCGAGGAGCUGGACAGUGAACUAGAGCUGCCUGCUGGCUGGGAAAAGAUUGAGGACCCUGUCUACGGUGUCUACUAUGUAGACCACAUCAACAGGAAGACACAGUAUGAAAACCCAGUCCUAGAAGCCAAAAGGAAGAAACAGCUUGAACAGCAGCAGCAGCAGCAGCCUCAGCCUCAACCACCACAGCCAGAAGAAUGGACAGAAGAUCACGCAUCCCUUGUGCCUCCUGUCGCUCCCUCCCAUGCCCAGAGCAAUCCGGAGCCAGCCAGGGAAGCUCCACUUCAGGGCAAACCUUUUUUUACAAGAAACCCUUCUGAGUUGAAAGGCAAAUUCAUUCACACGAAGCUACGGAAAAGCAGUCGUGGCUUUGGCUUCACAGUGGUUGGAGGGGACGAACCUGAUGAGUUCCUGCAGAUCAAGAGCCUCGUCCUAGAUGGUCCUGCUGCCCUGGACGGGAAGAUGGAGACAGGAGAUGUGAUUGUCAGCGUGAAUGACACCUGUGUUUUGGGACACACACAUGCUCAAGUUGUAAAAAUCUUCCAGUCCAUUCCUAUUGGUGCCAGUGUGGACCUUGAACUCUGCAGAGGUUAUCCAUUGCCUUUUGACCCAGAUGACCCCAAUACAAGUUUAGUGACCUCGGUGGCCAUUUUGGACAAAGAACCAAUUAUUGUGAAUGGACAAGAGACCUAUGAUUCACCAGCAAGCCACAGUAGUAAAACGGGCAAAGUCAGCAGCAUGAAGGAUGCCAGGCCAAGCAGCCCUGCCGACGUGGCUUCCAACAGUUCUUAUGGUUAUCCCAAUGACACAGUCUCUUUGGCUUCUUCCAUAGCCACGCAGCCGGAGCUGAUAACUGUUCACAUAGUCAAAGGGCCAAUGGGCUUUGGCUUUACCAUUGCCGAUAGUCCCGGUGGUGGCGGCCAAAGAGUGAAACAGAUUGUUGACAGUCCCCGCUGCAGGGGCCUCAAGGAAGGGGAUCUUAUCGUGGAAGUGAAUAAGAAGAACGUGCAGGCCCUGACACACAACCAAGUCGUGGACAUGCUGAUCGAAUGUCCAAAGGGAAGUGAGGUCACACUGUUGGUGCAGCGAGGAGGGCUACCAGUUCCCAAGAAGAGUCCAAAGUCGCAGCCACUGGAGAGGAAAGACAGCCAGAACAGCUCCCAGCACAGUGUCUCCAGCCACAGGAGCCUGCACACGGCAUCCCCGAGUCACGGCACGCAGGUGCUCCCCGAGUACCCACCUGCAGACGCCCCUGUUCCGGAUCAGACCGACAGCUCUGGGCAGAAAAAACCAGAUCCUUUUAAAAUCUGGGCCCAGUCCAGGAGCAUGUAUGAAAACCGACCUAUGUCACCUUCGCCUGCAUCAGGACUGAGCAAGGGUGAAAGAGACAGAGAAAUCAAUUCCACGAAUUUUGGAGAAUGUCAGAUUCCAGAUUACCAGGAACAGGACAUCUUCCUCUGGAGAAAAGAGACCGGAUUUGGAUUUAGGAUUCUGGGUGGAAAUGAGCCAGGGGAACCCAUUUAUAUCGGUCACAUCGUACCACUGGGUGCUGCUGACACAGACGGCCGCCUGAGGUCUGGAGAUGAAUUAAUCUGUGUGGAUGGGACACCAGUAAUUGGAAAAUCACACCAGCUCGUGGUCCAGCUUAUGCAACAAGCUGCCAAGCAAGGCCAUGUCAACCUCACAGUGAGGCGGAAAGUGGUGUUUGCUGUCCCCAAAGCAGAGAAUGAGGUGCCAUCGCCAGCUUCAUCGCACCACAGUAGCAACCAGCCCGCCUCCCUGACGGAAGAGAAGCGCACACCCCAGGGCAGCCAGAACUCGCUCAACACUGUGAGCUCUGGCAGCGGCAGCACCAGUGGCAUCGGCAGUGGUGGCGGUGGGGGCAGCGGCGUGGUGAGCGCUGUGCUCCAGCCCUAUGAUGUGGAGAUUCGACGUGGGGAGAAUGAGGGCUUUGGGUUCGUCAUCGUGUCCUCCGUGAGCAGGCCUGAAGCGGGCACGACCUUUGCAGGCAAUGCAUGUGUGGCUAUGCCUCACAAAAUAGGUCGGAUUAUUGAGGGGAGCCCUGCUGACCGCUGUGGCAAGCUGAAAGUAGGAGACCGGAUCUUGGCAGUAAAUGGAUGUUCCAUCACCAACAAAUCCCAUUCUGACAUUGUCAACCUAAUCAAAGAAGCGGGCAACACAGUGACCCUCCGGAUCAUCCCCGGGGAUGAGUCCUCAAAUGCCACACUGCUGACCAAUGCUGAGAAGAUCGCCACCAUCACCACCACUCAUGCCCCUUCUCAGCAAGGGACCCAGGAAACAAGGAACACCACCAAACCAAAGCAGGAUUCUCAGUAUGAGUUCAAAGGACCGCAGACUGCACAGGAGCAAGAUUUUUACACUGUGGAACUGGAAAGAGGAGCCAAGGGGUUUGGCUUUAGUCUUCGAGGGGGGCGAGAGUAUAAUAUGGACCUCUAUGUUCUGCGCUUAGCAGAGGAUGGUCCUGCAGAAAGAUGUGGAAAGAUGAGGAUUGGUGAUGAAAUUCUAGAGAUUAAUGGUGAGACCACCAAAAACAUGAAACAUUCUCGGGCCAUAGAACUGAUAAAGAACGGUGGCCGCAGAGUUCGUCUGUUUCUGAGGCGGGGAGACGGCUCAGUCCCAGAAUAUGCGAUGAUACCUCCUAAUAUCGCUGCAUGUAUGAGAAAUGAAAAGCUCGGGGAGGCUUGCUUCUACCUUAUGGGCCAUAAUCAAACUACGACCCCAGCAGCGACAGGAACGGCCCCUCCACCGGUGCACAAGGUGUUCCGGAAGUGAGGCUGGGGCCGCCUGACCGCAGACCACAUCCAGCCUUGGAGUCCAGUUACCCACCCGAUCUUCACAAAUCAUCACAACAUGGGGAAAAGCGGGCACACGCGAAGGAUCCAAAAGGCAACACGGAGCACAGCAAACAACACAACGAACACCACACCUGGAAUGGAACUUCUAGAAAACCCGACAGUGGGGCAUGCCGGCCCAAAGACAGGCCACCCGAUGCAUGGAGAGACGCACAGCCGGAGCGGACAGCCACCAAUGGCCCCAAGAAGCGGUCUCCGGAGAAGCGCAGGGAAGGCACCCGCAGUGCUGACAACACUUUGGAAAGGAGGGAGAAGCAUGAGAAGAGAAGGGAGAUGUCCCCUGAGAGGAAGCGAGAGCGGUCACCCACCCGGAGAAGAGACAGCUCCCCCAGCCGCCGGAGGAGGUCCCUCGAAAGACUCCUGGAUCAGAGACGGUCCCCAGAGCGCAGAAGAGGGGGCUCACCUGAGAGGAGAGCCAAGUCCACCGACAGGAGGAGGGCCAGGUCCCCCGAGCGCAGGCGAGAGCGAUCACUGGACAAAAGGAACCGAGACGACAAGGUUGGCCACCGAGAAAAGGAGGAGACUGGUCUGAAGCCUGAAGCUGGGAGAAGUCCCCGAAAUCCCCCGGAGCAGAGAAGGCGGCCUUAUAAAGAAUGUAGCACCGACCUCAGCAUCUGAGACUCCAGUCCCAUUGCAGCCUUUACCGUGUCAAAGGUUCUAAGAGGAAGGUCGCAAACAUGAAAUAAUUUAGUUUCUUACCUGAGGAAGCAUCACCUGAAGAGACCUAUGAAUAGAAUGAACAUUUUAUGCAUUUGAAAUCUUAUAAGAAAAAAAUAUAUAUGAAAAGUCUUGUGCCUGAUGUAUAAUAUUAAAGAAAGUAUUUUUAAAUGCAUACUUUUUUUGAAAAUUAUUUGCCAAAAUGAUGACCCAAAGGGAUGUAUAUUUUGUUUCUUCACAAGCUAUAGAAUUGUUGAGAAUUGUUCCCUCUUUGGGGCAAGCUAUUUCUCUUCUAGAUAAAUGGGGCUGUGGUCUUGUCCUCUAAGUAAAUGCAGUUAAAUUUAACUCAGUAUAAACCGUUAGACGUGAACUAGUGCUGUACUGUAAACCCUUGUUUUUUCAGAAACACAGAACACAAAAAGGCAAACUUUUGCUUGUCCAAACUGAGGGCCUUUAGGGUGGAUUAGGGUGGCCAAGCUGCAUGACAAGAAAACUACUGCAAAUGAAGGAUAUUUAUGACGACAGUGCACAGCGCUAAGAAACUUUAUGAUCUCAAGUUAUAGUUGCUUCAAAGAAUGGUUUGUGCUCUCCCUGGCCCAGGAAGGUGCAAAAACAAGACGUUUGGCUGCCAUGAACCAUAUACAGCCUUAGCUCAGAUGGUCAGGUUCAUCAGCUCCACCACAGACUACAUUUCCCAUACUGCAGUGCCCAUCACAACUUGUCAGCCUCUAGAAGGAACAGACAAGCUGCUUCUGGGCCGUGUGGUCCCAUAAGAAGCUGAGUAGAUGGAAUGUAGGACCAGGGAGAUGUAAAUGUCUCCAGCAUGGAAAGAGUGCCCUCCCCCAGUGUUUAGCAUUAGCUCACGGUUGCUUUCUGCUGAAUGGGAGCAGAGGAGUGGACUUUGGUGAAGGAAACCUCUCUUGUGAUAUUUAAAAAGCAUUGGGGCUGCUUAUUCCCAGAAUAGCUGAUUAUGCACUUUGAAACCGCAACCAGCUCUUAAGGAUUGACUGAAGGGCAAGGCAGAAAGCGAUAGCACCAGUAGUUCUCGAUGUGCUGGGAAACUUCCAUCCCCGUGACCCUGUUCUUUUUAUUUGGGAGCAGCAAAAUAAAAUGUAAAGGCUUUUCUUUCUAAAAUAGACCCAUUUUUCUGAACCCUCUGAAGGUGUGGUUGGGUCAGCUGUAGCGCUGAGAAGCGGUUUAAGUGGAUGACUGCCUAGCUGAGCCAAAGUGUUUGCUUGUCCCUGUUGGAGCAGUGCAGCCAGCCGCUGCUGACAGUGCGCUCAUGUUUCUGUCCUACUGGUUUGCAUUUUCCAUUCAGACACAAAAACUUUGCAAGUCAAUCACUGUUGUUCCCAUGGUACUGUAUUAGGGGAGGGGAGAAAAAAGACAAAACAAAAAAAAAAAAAAAAGAAGAAAACCAGCCAAUCAUUGUAUGUAGAGUUUAAAAUUGUAAUUAAUAGAGACUGUUGGAAAAAAAUAAACAAUUGUUGCCUUUUUUGUAUAAAAGAGAAUUUAUGACAAAAGUUCAGCUUUGAGGAAUGUGAUGUGCGUUUCUAUUUCUGAAUAUGAGCAGAUUGAUUCUUGGGAAUAUACUAUAAACUAAAUCAGGUGUGUAAAGUUGUCUAAAAUGGGAGACUGUAUAAGUGUCACUAAAGCUGUAGUUUGUUGGGGCUGUCAUCUUCCAUGGAGAGCCAGGCAUCCAUUGCAUUCUCUGUUCUUCACUCAUUUAUUUCUUGCUUAAUGCUCCUUCUGUGUUGAUGAAAAGCAGCGUGUGGGCCAAUCUUUUUAUAAAACACUACGCACAUAUAAAUAUUACAGUGUUCAUAGCUUUAUUUGAUUUAGGGCUUAUCCAUCACAUUACACUGAGUAGCUAUGGUUAUGUGGACAUGACCAAAGUUCUUUUCCUGAAUCAAACACAAUGUAUAUUGUGUAGCUAAAGGGGGCGGGGAGUCUGUGAUUAUCAUCACAGUUUUUGCUACAAGGAUACAUUGACUAUAGUACUAAUGCUGAGGAAGGCUACAGUGAAUGGCAAUGUUUAUGUCAUCCGUUUCCUGAGAGCCACCUUGGCAGUGUUGCACUCGGCUCUGCCGCUGGGAUUUUUCUCGCUACUUCUAACGCAGUCCAUUAUGUGACUGGUUCAUUUUCUCGAUCGCCGUCUGUGGGCAUCAAGGAUGAUUUUUGUAUUUCGUCCUGAAGUUAACAUCAAGAUGUCCUGUCUCAUUGUAAGAGAUGGUAUUCAGCAUUUAAAGUCAGUGCUACCCACCUGAGCCUGGCUCAGUUUCUGAGGAAUUUUGCUGUAGCAAUUUAACCUUCAUUCCGUACAUCAGACUUCAUAUGAGAGUAUUACGCUUUCAAAGUACAGAGAAUUCGACACUAAGCAGAAUAGUAAAAUUCUCUUCCGUCUACUGUAACCUUUCUUGGAAACUGAGUCUUAUGAGCCUUUUCUCCCCAACCUUCCACUUCACGUCAGAGUGUUAAUGAGGUAUGAUGGAUGAGUAUUUUGUAUGAAUAAAUCAAACCAUUUAGGAAAUCCCCCGCCCCGCCCCCCGCUAUGCAACUGAUAUCUGAAAGAAUGUUCAGAGGUGGGAGGACUCAAUAGCCUUCUUGUAUUUUUUUAAAGUUUCUUUUAUGAAAGAUUUUUAAUGCAUUUUUACUGUAAAAAAUACAUGGAAGUGUAAGCAUUCCAUAACCAUUAUUGCUUCUGGAUUGAUAACUUUUUUGUCUCCAUGUGGUCUCAAAUGUAUCAGGGUCAAGGAAUCACUUGAGGGCCCAUGACUGCAAAUACUGAAAUGAUAUUCUGUCCAUGAAAAGAAGCUGUGUCUUUGUUUUGAAAAGUGCCUUGCUUGUCAAAGCAUGGUACAUGACCCAGCUGCCUCAUGAUUACUGGGGGUGAGGGUGGUAUUAGAAGUAAAAAUCUCAGACCCUACUCCAGACUUCCAGAGUCAGAAUGUCCGCUUAGCACGAUCCUCUACCAAUGCUUAUGCACAUGAGAAGUUGAGCUGUGCUAUGGUGCAGACACCUAGUAAUAGCAAAUUCUGUAGAACCAAGAGAUGAGUCUCUUCCUUAGGGCAUGCUAGCUGGUCAGGAGGUUCCUUACUCUCUGGAAGCCUCCCUUCCACCCCCUCUAAAAGAGCAUACCUCAUAGAGUUGGUCAGGAUAGGUGCAAAGUGCUCCGAACACACCUGCCAAGCAGGUGAGUGGCCCUCAGUGAGUGGCACCACCGGCAGUUAGCACUUCUUUAGUUACAAAACCAGCAAGUCCCGCAGCUGUGCUAGGGACAGGUAUGAUGAACUGCUCAUCUUGAGAUGUGUAACCAAAAUGCUGUGUUUGGCGACAGAAUCAGUCUCCAAGCUUAACUUGAAGGUGAAUACAUAGAAGGAGUUAGACAUGCCUGCUUGGUGGGGAGAGCUUAUAGUUUGUGAAGGGGAAACAGAACGAAAGCAUGAAAGACACCAAGUAGGGAGGCCCAGGGCCCUGUAAUAAGGGGAUCUAGCCAGAUGGAAGGGAAAGUGGCAAUUGCAUAGACCAAGAGAAGAAAAGGACUUAGCUGGCGACAGAAGGGGGAUAGUACUAGUGCGGGCCAUGUAAGAAAUUGGUGAAUGCACUUGAGCUGACCAUGGAGCUUCAACUAUACAGUUCCCUUCCAUUGCCAACUCCUUUUGUAUGACAGAACCCCUGGGAUUUUCCUAAGUUCCUCCAUCUUCAAGGAGGGUUGCAUAGUAUAAUAAGCAUUCCCACAGUCCAGCUCCUUUUGCUGUCUUAUGCUUUAUUUUGCCCCCAUCAUGGUAAUUAUGGACAUUGCUUCUUUUGUAUCUUGGAAGAUGGUAUCUAGCAGUGGUCCUCAGCUUAACCAACGAUUGAAG
Molecule: messenger RNA, 9072 nt
Organism: Myodes glareolus (Bank vole)
Lineage: Eukaryota; Metazoa; Chordata; Mammalia; Rodentia; Cricetidae
Source: RefSeq, a predicted model, not a curated record